AUGUCUGUUCUGAGCAUCGUCAUUCUGCGCCCCAGCCCAGCCCACUUCCCCAUACUUUGCUGCUCUUUUGCUUGUCUCCUUGUGUUUCCUUUCUUCUCCACCUCGUCUCCUCUCUGCUGCAUCCUGAUCCCACCUCCUCCUGAUCCUGCCCGGUGCCCACCAUCCCCCGGCAAUCUGCACUCCGCAUCAUCCCCACAACCUCGUCGACGACGGCGGCGACCGGGUGCUGCACGCGUGCGUUUGGGGAAAAAGCCGCAUAAUCAGUAA
Messenger RNA from Bipolaris victoriae FI3, 267 nucleotides. RefSeq lists its product as hypothetical. Bases 1 to 267 code for a protein of 88 amino acids. Lineage: Eukaryota; Fungi; Ascomycota; Dothideomycetes; Pleosporales; Pleosporaceae. The transcript has a single exon. The record is from RefSeq and is a predicted model, not a curated record.